Molecule: messenger RNA, 2236 nt
Organism: Lethenteron reissneri (Far Eastern brook lamprey)
Lineage: Eukaryota; Metazoa; Chordata; Hyperoartia; Petromyzontiformes; Petromyzontidae
Product: heparan sulfate glucosamine 3-O-sulfotransferase 6-like
Molecular function (GO): [heparan sulfate]-glucosamine 3-sulfotransferase activity
Source: RefSeq, a predicted model, not a curated record
GGAUGCGGUCGCUGUUCGGUGCUGCGCUCCUCCUCCUGCUGCUGCUGCUUCUGCUACCACAUCUCCCUCCUCUAACAUCUCCCGCCUCCUCCUACGCCUCGGUGUCCUCUACUUAAGAGCGGCACCCCCCCCCCCUCCACUCCCCCACUGGAGUUCCGUGCAGAGCGGAGCGCGGGUGGUGGUGGUGAGUCGGCGGGGCUGGUUCUCCUGCGAGAGGGGCGCGCGCGUGGCGUCGUCGUCGUCAUUGUGAGCCAGGGUCUGUCCACUGCUGGAUGAAGGCCUCUUUCUCGUGCUCCACCUCCUCCUCCUCCUCCCCACGCUCAUCGCGUCUCUCGCCGCGCUGCGAUGCCGCGUCCGUCACGUACGACUCACGACAAACGCCACGUUAUAAAGAAAUAAAAUAAUAUCGUCGUCGUCGUCAUCAUCAUCAUCGUUGUUAUCACGCGGUAGCAAUCACCAAUCGAGACCACCACCGCCACCACCACCACCGCACUUGCACAACUACGAUAGCACGCUCCGCGUACCACGACUCACACUACUACUACCAGCACCACACGCACGCGCGCAGUACGACACCACCAACACCACCACCACCAACACCACCACCACCAACACCACCACCACAACCAACACCACCAACACCACGACCGUGCAGCAACAUCGUAUCGCGAUCACACCCCGUGACUGCCCGCGCUCGGCCGCAUGCGGCCGGUGCCUCUCGCCGGCAGGGGCAGCGCCAUGCCCCGCUGCCCCUCGGCUGCCCGGGGCCACCCUCGCCACCAGCUGGUCCCCGGCGCCCCCACAGGGCAGCAUGGAGGCUCCUAGCGCCGCUCUGCCGCACGUCAAGAUUCGCCGGACGCUGCUCGCCUGCGCCUCCAGCAUGCUGCUCCUGCUGCUGCCCGCCUACCUGUUCUACUGCCUCGCCUGCUGCUGCUGCUGCCCCCCGCCGCCGCCCCCCCUGCAGCCCGGAGGAGCGCUCCCGGAGGGGGGAGACACCGGGGAGGAGCGCUACGAUCGCACUCAGCUGCGCCGACACGAACGCCGAGAUCAGCAGCAGCAGCAGCAGACGACGGGGGAUGCAUCUCAGCUGCUGCUGUUGCAGCAUCAGCAGAAUCAGCAGCAGCAGCGGCAUCGGCAGCUCAUUGAAGACCCUAACACGAGGUGGGGCGUGCGGGAAUCCGCAGGCUCGGCGGGCAAUGACGAUGAUGAUGGUGGCGGUGGUGAUGGAGGAGGAGGUGGCGGUGGCGGUGUUGUUGCUGAAGAGGUGUUAUUGGACGAAGAGAUGGAGGACAGGAAGAAUAGGAAGAGGAACAUCGCCAGCAACAACAUCAACAAAGAGGAGGUGGAAGCGAUGGGCGCCGCUACGCGCCCUGCACCGGCUCCGGCACCCAGCCUCAUCAACGGCAGCAGCAGCGGCAGCGGCAGCAGCUUCAGUAGCUUCGGGACGAAGAAGCUCCCUGACGCCAUCAUCAUCGGCGUGAAGAAGGGGGGCACGCGCGCCCUGCUCGAGUUCAUCCGCGUGCACCCCGACGUCCGCGCCGUGGGCGCCGAGCCGCACUUCUUCGAUCGCAACUACGACCGGGGACUCGAGUGGUACCGGAGCCUGAUGCCGCGCACGCUGGAGGGCCAGAUCACGAUGGAGAAGACCCCCAGCUACUACGUGACGGCCGAGGCGCCGGAGCUCAUCCGCGCCAUGUCGCCCCACACGCGGCUCAUCGUGGUGGUGCGCGACCCCGUGACGCGCGCCAUCUCCGACUACACGCAGACGCUCACCAAGUCGCCGCGCCUGCCCAGCUUCGCGAGUCUCGCCUUCCACAACCGCUCGGCGGUCGGCGGCGGCGGCGGCGUCGAUUCGUCGUGGAGCGCCGUGCGCAUCGGCCUCUACGCGAAGCACCUCGAGGCGUGGCGGAGACACUUCCCGCUCGAGCAGAUGCUCUUCGUGAGCGGCGAGCGGCUCGUGCUCGACCCGGCGGGCGAGCUGGCGCGCGUGCAGGACUUCCUGGGGCUCAAGCGCAUCAUCUCGGACAAGCACUUCUACUUCAACCAGACCAAAGGCUUCCCCUGCCUCAAGAAACCCGAGGGCAGCAGCCUCCCGCACUGCCUGGGCAAGAGCAAAGGUCGCAGGCACCCGGUCAUCCAGCCGGCAGUCGUGCGCAGUUUGCGCGAGUUUUACCGCCCCUUCAACUCCAAGUUCUACCAGAUGGUGGGACACGACUUCGGGUGGGACUGACUCGAG